CACACAGAGUUCCAAUCGUGCGUGAAUUUUGGGACACCCUAUACAACAGCGUAGACGUGUGUACAGUAGCCGUGUGUGCAGCCUUCCUAUGGAACUGUCAUGUGCUGUGUGAGUGUGAGGAGGGGAGCCCUGCUUAGCUUGCAGAGCUGCGUGGCCCGGAGUAGGAAGGGUGGGGCGUGCCGCUCCGAUGGGGCCCUGACCCAGCUCUGGCCGCAGGAGCCAGAUGGCCGCCGUCCUGCGGAGCCCUCCGGCCCUGCAGCUCACCCUGGCCCUCAUCAAGCCCGAUGCCGUCGCUCACCCGCUGAUUCUGGAGGGCGCUUCUUCUACCAGCGGCUGGUGGAGUUCAUGGCCAGCGGGCCCAUCCGAGCCUACAUCCUCGCCCACCCGGACGCCAUCCAGCUCUGGAGGACGCUGAUGGGGCCCACCAGGGUGUUCCGCGCCCGCCACGUGGCCCCCGACUCCAUCCGAGGGAGUUUCGGCCUCACCGACACCCGCAACACCACCCAUGGCUCCGACUCCGUGGCCUCCGCCAGCAGAGAGAUCGCAGCCUUCUUCCCCGACUUCAGCGAGCGACGCUGGUAUGAGGAGGAGGAGCCGCAGUGGCGCUGGGGCUCCGUGCGCUACAGUCCGGAGGGGGGUGUCCACUGCGCAGCGGGCACAGGCGGCCAGGACCGGCCUGGCCCCGGCCUGUGGGCCUGAAGGCUGGAUGGGGAGGCUGGGGCUCAUGGCGGCCAGGCCCUGCCCCACCUGAGAGCCUGGCUCCUCACUGCCGCCGCCUGCGAGCCUCUCUCUCCUCUGCCUCUUCGCUGGGCUGGUCCUGGGGGUUCAGGGGAAGGAGGGCUCCUCUUUGCCCUGAAACUGUUCACACUUUUUCGAGGAGGAGCUGCCCGAGUGACUGACUUUGAGCCACCUGGCCCUCCCUCCGUGCGAGUCCCUGUCCGACCCGCCUCCCGCAGGCCGGCUGCUCAGGGCCUGCUGGUCCUGAUGGAGUCAGUGAGCCUGUCCUGAGGCCCUUCCCCUCCGGUGCCCGGGGGUCCACACACAGUGCGGCUCAGUGGGCUCCGGUCCCGGCUGGGCCCCAGGCCUGGCCUGCGCCCUGGGGGGAGGGGCGGCCUGAUGAAUCAACUCAAAAUGUAGUUCUUCAGAGAAUAAUCUCGCCCCGGCCAGUGUGUCUCAGUGGAUAGAGCACCGACCAGCAGACUGAAGGGUCCCAGGUUCAGUUCCGGUCAAGG
Molecule: messenger RNA, 1232 nt
Organism: Myotis davidii
Lineage: Eukaryota; Metazoa; Chordata; Mammalia; Chiroptera; Vespertilionidae
Gene: NME6
Product: NME/NM23 nucleoside diphosphate kinase 6
Exons: 4
Coding region: 100-699 (199 amino acids)
Biological process (GO): UTP biosynthetic process; CTP biosynthetic process; GTP biosynthetic process
Molecular function (GO): nucleoside diphosphate kinase activity
Source: RefSeq, a predicted model, not a curated record